AUGGUUCAGCAUUGUAUCAAUGCAGCUAGUGCGGAUUUCGGUUCGUAUAAUAUUACCAAACAACGUGAUGCAGUUGAUGUUGUUAGCAGUAAAUCACCAAUAAUCAAUACGAAUAGUCUGCAUCAACAUAUACGCACGUUAGGUUCCAUGCAAUCUGGCUCAGUUGACUUCGUUUCGAAUGUUUUACCAUUGUCGACUAAACAUUAUUCGUCAGAUAUGUCAUCAGCAUAUAAAAGAAAUACAACAACUUCCUCAUCAUCAUCGUCUGGUUAUGAAUCAACGUUUUCACAGUCAUCGAAACCACACCGAUCGUUCUUCUCCCGUCUAAAACGUUUAAUGAAUCUUUCUUCAACUAAAAAGUCCUCUGAUUAUCAAAUGUCACCGAAUGUUAAUGAACAACAUUUGAAUUAUUCAAAUUCUCCUAUGACUUCCUCUGAAACUCGACGAAAUUCAUUAACACGCUCAGAUAUGCGAAGAAAAUCAACGCGACGAACGCCAACAUCGAUAAUACAACACACACCAUUUCUGUACGGCUUGAAAAAUUGUGGAAAUACAUGUUUCAUCAAUGCUAUUGUGCAAUGUUUAUGUCAUACCGAACAAUUAGCUUUAUAUAUUCUACGAAAAGGUUAUGAGAUUGAUAUACGCAAUAUCAAAAAUGCCAUGGUUGACCACCAUCAUUCAUUAUCCUCAUCAUUGCAAUCGCAUGGUUUCAAAGUCACCAAAGCUUUCGUUCAGAUCUUUCAAGCUCUAUGGAAUAAUUCAUCCAAUACGACAUCGAAAUUGUCCUAUGACUUCAAGUCGAUUAUCGGCAAUCUUAAUCGACAGUAUUCCGGAAAUGAUCAGAAUGAUGCUCAAGAAUUUCUGCUAUUUCUGAUCAAUUCAAUACACGAUGAAUUGAAUCUCGCAAUUAAUGGUAGACAGCGACCACAACCUACUAAGAAUUCAUUUUCGUCAGUAACUAUCUCAUCCCAAACACCCUCGUCAUUAGCAUCGGCUGAAUUAGCCCGCCGUGCAUGGUCAGAUUACACAGACGCAAAUCAAAGUAUCAUCACGUCAACAUUCAGCGCUCAACUUCAUUCAACAUUACGCUGUAAUCAAUGUAAACAAGAAAGUAAAACAUUCGAACCAUAUUUAUUAUUAUCAUUGCCGAUUCCGCAAAAAAUCAUCAAAUCCGUUUUUGUCACGGUGGUUUUUCUAAACCAAUCACCAAAACAACUGCAAAUUGGAUUAUGUCUACCAGUUACGAAUACAGUCAAAGAUGUCCGAGAAGCUAUUGCUCAACAAUCCAACCUUGAUCCAAGCGAUCUUGUUUUGGCUGAAAUUCAACAGCACAAUGGUUUUUCGCAAGUCUUUCAUGAUACAGAACCGAUGGCUCGGCUUACGCAGGAUGUUUAUGCAAUUCAAUUUCCUUCGGCGAGAACGGAAAGUUCGGAACAUAUCGCUUCGCCUGCCGAAUCUACUAAUCAAGUGAUAUCAUCUGAAUCAAGCAAUUCGUUUGUUAACUUACUUGUAUUGAACCGUGUACAAUUGGAUUCUGGCCGUUUCGAACGCUUCGGUGCACCAAUUGCUGUUCGUGUUCCGCGUGAGUCAAAUUAUCGUGCUCUACAGUUAUCAAUCAUCAAAGCACAACGAUCGCUUAUACUUGAUGAAGCAAUGGAGUAUGCUCAAGAAUUCGUUGUUUUCCAAUUAUCACUUAUAGAUCAAUAUCAAUCAACAAAUAAAGGAAUAGUAAAGCAGGAAUAUCCGAUUUUGCAUGAUGUUCAAUGGCCACUUUAUCUUGAGAAAAUUGUCGAAAUUCUCGAUGCUUAUGAUGGUCCGGGUCUUGGACCACCGCAUAUUCAAGUUUAUGCCGAUUGGCAUGAGAAGUAUCUUGGGCAAUUCAUAUCGAAAUGGGGUUGUAAUGAUGACAAGCCAGAUGUUCACCUAUCAGUUGCUCAAGCUCGUGCAGCAUUGCAAAAACCAGCUUCGGCGAUAUCCUUGGCUGAUUGUUUCUCAUUAUUUACACAAUCAGAAAGUUUAAAUCAUGACGAUGCCUGGAUGUGUACGAGCUGUCGUCGAAAAGAGAAUGGAACAGUGAAGAAUUUGAGAAUAUCCACUUUACCAUCCGUGUUAAUUAUACAUUUGAAACGCUUUUGUCAAACGAAAGCAUCGAACUCGAAAUUGGUGUAUCCAGUUCAGUUUCCAUUGGUCGGUCUCGACGUCAGACGAUAUCUAUCAACGAAACGAAAUGAUGAACACACGAAUAACGAUGACAGUGGAACAAGUGAUGACUAUCAAGAUGAUUUUGAUCAACGUGACGAAAAACAAUAUGGACUCUAUGAUCUUUAUGCUGUUUGUAAUCAUCGUGGUAGUAUGUCCAAUGGACAUUAUACAGCCUACUGUAAAAAUCCAGUCACGGAGAAAUGGUUUUGCUACGAUGAUCAUCUUGUAUCUGAACUGGAUCCGGCCCGUGUUUGUACACCAGAUGCUUAUAUAUUGUUCUAUCGUCGUCGUCGUGAUAGUCCAACAUCACCAACAUCAUCGGCAACAACAUCCGAAUCUACUUACAAAUCUCCAACUUCUCCAACCAAACAAGAACAACAAACAAUAGAUUUACUGACAAAUGACUUUGACGAACAAUUAAGAAUAGAUUACCCAUCUGCUCCGCCAUCGUCAGUAAUCGAAGAAAAUUACGUUUGGUCAGCAACAAAAGAUAAACCCCAUCAUUAUGUUCUACAGCCACCAUUGCCAACACCGCGGAAAAUCCUUACACCUUUACCACCUCAAUCUGAGGAUGGAUUUCCUUUAGUACAACCUUUACCUUGUCCAGCACCCAGAACACGUAGACCGCAGUAUGAACUGGAAUCUGCUACAUAUUCGCCUCAACGAACCAUGUCACCAUCGAUACUAAGCGGACGACAACCACCUACACCGAAUAUUAACUAUGUUUAUCCGAUUUCAUCGACGCCAGCUAGUUACAUAAUCGAACCAUUGAAUGAUUUCUAUUCUCCAAAUCUACGUUAUAGCAGCGAUACGGAAAGAUUAAAUCCAUGGAAUCGUUAUAACAAUUCAUGUUAUUCUGAUGAUGAACAAGAGCGUAAUGUAAUUUAUUCGAAAUCCGUGUUACAUUAG
This is a messenger RNA of Adineta ricciae, 3111 nucleotides long. The record is from the annotation of a GenBank genome assembly. NCBI's taxonomy places the organism in Eukaryota, Metazoa, Rotifera, Eurotatoria, Adinetida, Adinetidae.